CAGGAUGUGUACUUCGUCAGUCUUCCGGGUUGAAGUUCCUGCUGCAGCUGAAAUUGUUUUAAAUGUGCAAUGGCUGAGGAUCCUUCUCUGGCUGUCCGGGUCUCAGAGAUCAAGGACCCGGCGGCUCUCUUCGAGCGCUAUAACACCGAGGAGAUCCGCGGAAUCGAACGCAAAGUCCGCGGGGAGAUUGAGCAGAAGAAAGAGGAGCUGAGACAGAUGGUGGGAGAACGCUACCGGGAACUGAUCGAUGCAGCGGACACCAUUGGAGAGAUGAGGCAGUGCUCGGAGAGUGUCGUUCAAUCCAUCCAAGACAUGCACCAGUACUGCCACAACCUGAAAAGAGGCAAAACCAGUGUGAGCAGCAGCAGACAGGAGAACCAGAUGGUAUGGCAGGACAAGUUCUACACCAUGGCCUCCCAGAUCAAGCUCCUCUUGGAAAUUCCAGAGCGUAUCUGGAGCGCCAUGGAGGCGUGCCAAUACCUCCAGGCAACUCGGCUCUACCUGCUUUGCUGCCACCUGCACAGUUUGCUGCAACUGGAGGCUGCUACAGGAGGCCACUACAGUCCCGUACUGGCCCGUUUCCCAAUCCUGGUCCGACAGGUGGCAACUACUGGACACUUCAGGUCCACAAUCCUCCUGGACAGCAGGUCUCUGCUGCAGGGCCGGGCAGUGUCAGACCAGGCCAUUGCUGAAGCCUUGGUGUCCACCAUGCUAUUGGAGGGUAGCUCUCCACGCCAAGCCCUGGCUGACUUUUUGCUGGCUCGGAAGGCCUCUAUUCAUCAGCUGCUCAACCAACCACAGCACGGUGCAGGGAUCAAAGCCCAAGUGUGUAGCCUGGUAGAGCUGCUUGUCACCACUCUGUUCCAGGCCUAUGCCAUUUUCUACUUGCCCCCAGAAGGGGGACCCCGCCAAGGGGAGGGAACCCUGAGCUGUGGCAUGCUCUUCUCCAUCCUGGAGACUGCCACCUCUACCUCACCUGCAGCUAAAGGUAAACGGGUGAUGCAGGAUGAGACAAGUACAGGCAGCUGGUUCAAGUACCUGCCCUCCUCCAUCACUGAUUUUCAGCCUGCUCUUCGUACCCUAGCUCAGCCAAUCCAGAGAGAUCAGCUUCGGGACACCCUUCAGCAGUGGAUUGAUACAUGCAAGGAGGUUAUCUGUCGUGGUGUUGGCAGCCUUUUAGUCUAUGUGAAGAGCCUCAAAGGGCUAGCAGCUAUCAGGGAUGCUGUGUGGGACCUCCUGUCCACAGAAUCCAUUAGUCAGCACUGGGGCUCUGUUUGCCAGCGGUUACUGGAGUGUCCACUGGCUGUCUGGGAUGACUUCCUCCAGCAACUUUUCCUGAAGCGCCUGAAAGCUAUCACCAAAGACGAAACUGAAGCCAUCUCGACGAGCUCUGUCCAGCUCCUUAUUUCAGCUGUGAGGGAUCUGGAUGGCCAGACUGCUCAAAGCUCUACAUGUGCCAGCCCCACCUUCAACCGUGGGGCCCAAUAUGAGGUAGACGUGGCAUCCUUCCUGUGGUCUGAGUCUCCAGGGGACCUACUGAGUGAUGCAGGGUGGGUCAGUGUGAGCCAGCGGGGCCAGCAGCACCAGAGGAGUAGCCUUGCCAUGAAGACCCAGGCCCUGACACCCUGUGUUCAAAACUUCUGCUCUUCUAUGGAUGCUAAGCUAAAGGCAAGGCUGGAUGACCUGCAGCACUACCUUCCCUCCCAGGACACAGGGUCAGCCAGCAAGUCAGUGUCCUCCUUUAACCGCUUCAACGACUCACCAGCGGUAGAGGAAGCUUUACGAGAAGGCUGCCUAGCCUGCAUCCACAGCGUCCUAUCUUCCAUUCGCUCUGAACUGGCUGCAGCCUCCCCCAACCCUGGACCUGCCCACCUCAGUUCAGUCCUUUUCAUGGCCAGACUGUGUCAGUCCAUGGGUGAACUGUGCCCCAACCUUAAGCAUUGCAUACUGGGAAAACAGAGUGGCUCAGAGGCCUCAACAAAGGAGACACCUAGACAGGGCAGGAAGCUGGGCAAAGCCAGGGCUGCCACUGAGGUUAGCCCUGCCCAGGCAAAGUGGGCAGGGCUGAAGGAGGAGCUUCUGAACUGCAGCAUGGAGGCCUACCGCAUCUGGAGCUCAACCCUCUCAAAAGUGCUGCUUGAUAAGUUUUGCACAGCCCUGCAUGCAGAGUCUGCUGGUACCAUCCUUAAAACAGCAACAAACUGGGAGGAUUUGGAGAUCCAAGAAGAGGCAGAGUCUGGCAGCAGCAUCACCUCAAAGAUCCGUCUUCCUGUCCAGACAUCUUGGUUUGUCCAGUCGCUGCUGUUUCAGCUGUGUGUGGAGGUUAACAGGGUGGGGGGCCACGCUCUGCCCAGGCCCACUCUGCAAGAGCUGCUGCAGGCCUGUCAUGCUCAGGCCCUGCAUCACUUUCACAGCCUCUCACAACAGGUUCCAAACAAGGGGGCCGUCUUCCCCAUAACUCAGAACAGAGCGCUGCAGCUAUUGUUUGACCUCCGUUACCUCAGCACUACACUUGGCUGCAGACUGGAGGAGGGAAAGAGCUCCCGAUCACAACAAGACCCUAGAUUGCAUGAGGUCUGCGACUGGCUAGAAAGCUUCAUCGACCCAUUUGACUUGGACGUGUUCACACCUCCACUUAACUCCAAUCUCAAUCGUCUUUCCCAGAGAACCUCGGUGUUGCUGGGGCUACUGACAGGCUCAGAAAAACAGUUUUCCUUGCGGAGCGGCAGUGUGAACUCCCAGGAGCCAUACAACAUCCUGCCACUGGCCAGCAGCCAGAUCAGGUUUGGGUUACUCCCUCUCAGCAUGUCGAAUGUGCGUAAAUCCAAGUCAGCCUCCAGGACCUCUGAUGCUCCGCACCAACCGCAGGAGGACAGCUUCCGGCCAGGCAGUCUGUUCAGACAGCUUGUUGAUCAGGAAGAAGACACAGCUACUCCUUCGUUAUUCAAACUCAGCUGGCUGUCUGGCAUGGCCAAGUAACCUUAUUUUGUUCAAGACCUUUUUAUUUUCCUGGAACCUUUGUAAAAACAGUAUUUAUAGUAAAAUUAAUUUUGUCCCUUGAGAAA
Molecule: messenger RNA, 3065 nt
Organism: Notolabrus celidotus (New Zealand spotty)
Lineage: Eukaryota; Metazoa; Chordata; Actinopteri; Labriformes; Labridae
Gene: cog1
Product: component of oligomeric golgi complex 1
Exons: 15
Coding region: 70-2979 (969 amino acids)
Biological process (GO): intra-Golgi vesicle-mediated transport
Cellular component (GO): COG complex; Golgi apparatus
Source: RefSeq, a predicted model, not a curated record